This is a messenger RNA of Pseudogymnoascus destructans, 1287 nucleotides long. RefSeq lists its product as uncharacterized. Bases 1 to 1287 code for a protein of 428 amino acids. Lineage: Eukaryota; Fungi; Ascomycota; Leotiomycetes; Thelebolales; Thelebolaceae. The record is from RefSeq and is a predicted model, not a curated record. Gene Ontology annotation, molecular function: zinc ion binding; nucleic acid binding. The transcript has a single exon.
AUGGCAAACGCAAUGAAAGUCCCGGCGUUCUCAGGAGAGCCAACGGAGAACAUCGAAGUCUCAAUUAUGGCUGCGCGAAUUGCAGCAGAAAGCCUUGGCAAACGAUGGGGACCAGACACCACAGCCACAGACAAGAUGUUUGCGCGGGUUAUGAUGUUACAAGGUGCCCUCAAAGGAGCGGCGGCAACAUUUGGCUCAGACUUAUUAAACAGGAUACCCGAAAUAUCUUUCGACAAAUUCUGUCAAGAUCUCCGAAGUCGUUUCCCGCCAAUCCCAAGAAAGAUUGUCGAAAAGGACGCAAGACAGAAAGCGAUGACAAUGUCACAAGACAAAGGAGAGAAGGUUCAAGACUACCUUAGUCGAGCUCAAACCCUUUCGGCACACCUGACAGACUGGGAAAAGCAGGAAUAUCUCGGGGAUCAACUCAUUGAGGGCCUUAGCCAUGACCCCCUCAGAUUCGCUGUUCGAAGCGGGAUCAAUGCCGAGAAGAAAUCCAACCCGGACCUUACUGUCGACCUGCCAUUUAUAGUCAACUUUAUCACAAGCACUUUGGAUCUAAAGGACGCAACCCCGUCAGUAACAAAAGGGACCAAGAAGGAAAUUACUUGGCAAACCAUUGGCGCAGGUGCUACGGGUUUGAAUUCCGACGAAGACAAACUUGACACACUUAUCAAAGGGAUGAACGAGUUACGGGCACAGCAAUCGGUACUGGCUGAGAACCAGCGAAUUAUGUCACAACCUCGUCCGCGGCCCCAAGGACCUCCUCGUCAAGGCUUUAAUGCGACCACGUACGCAAACAAGCAAGACCAAACGGCACAAAAUACCCUUCAGAGAGUAAUGUGCUAUAAUUGUGGGAAGUACGGGCAUUUCCUUCGAGAUUGCAACUUACCUCAAGCUACAUGGGAACAGCGCGAGUCAAACCGUCAAAAGGACCUCGACCAGAGAAACGCCUCAACCCAAGGACCUUCAGCAAAUGCAGCCACACCUGAUAGCCAAUAUGUCCACCCGUCCCGAAGACAAUUGAUGUCAACCGCACACCAUUCGGAGGAUGAACCACCACAGGAUGUUGCCCGUGGAUGGCAAAAGUACGAUCUGCCACUCUGUAUGGUAGACGGUGGAGCCUCGAUCAACAUCAUGUCUGAGGCAACCUGUCGCCAACUAGGCCUGGAAGUCGUCCAGCAGGAGAUGCUUGGCAUUAAGACAGCUAACAACACUUCCGAGCCAUGCUCGGGAUUUGUCCAGUUUGUCAUAAACACCUCAGGUGUGACACAAAAGAUAUCGGUGUAA